Drosophila takahashii is the source of this 972-nucleotide messenger RNA. It is a transcript of the gene Coq3, whose product is annotated as ubiquinone biosynthesis protein COQ3, mitochondrial. Gene Ontology annotation, cellular component: mitochondrion. Gene Ontology annotation, molecular function: 2-methoxy-6-polyprenyl-1,4-benzoquinol methyltransferase activity. The record is from RefSeq and is a predicted model, not a curated record. Lineage: Eukaryota; Metazoa; Arthropoda; Insecta; Diptera; Drosophilidae. Gene Ontology annotation, biological process: ubiquinone biosynthetic process.
UUGUUGCUCUCGAAAAUGCUGCGAAACUCACUGUUUGCCAGCCACAAGCUGAGACAAUUGCUAGCCAGUGCUGCGGUGCGAAAUUCGACCAGGAGCAGCGGCACAGCGAAUUCUUUAGAUGGCGGUACACAAAAGGAGGUGCGCCACCAUGAGAAUCACGCCUCCGAGUGGUGGAAUCAAAAUGGAACCAUGGGCGCCCUGCAUGCUCUGAAUGAGAUCAGGGUUCCCUUCAUCAGAGACGGCAUCGUUUCACGGGGCACAGUGGAACCUGGUUACGUAAAUACCACCAGGGUGUUGCUGGGACAGCGUAUCCUCGAGGUUGGAUGCGGAGGAGGGCUGCUAACGGAGCAACUGGCGCGUCUGGGUGCCCAGGUGACGGGCAUAGAUCUUGGCGAGAAGUUAAUAGAGGCUGCUCGCGAUCACCUCAAGUGCUCCAGUCCGGAACUGGCCAGCACAGUGACCUACAAAAUGGAGCCAGUAGAUCAGCAUGCCAAGGCCAACUGCGAAUGCUAUGAUGCUGUAAUUGUGUCCGAGGUUCUGGAGCAUGUCGACGAUAAAGUGGCGCUGCUGGAGUCCAGCGUGCGAACCUUAAAGCCUGGAGGGUCCAUUUUCAUCACCACCCUAAACAAAACCAUACCCAGUUGGUUCGGCGGCGUAAUCCUGAGCGAGUAUGUACUGAAUCUGGUGCCCAAGGGAACGCAUCACUGGGACAAGAUGAUUUCUCCACUGGAUGUUCAGCGUAUUUUGGAUACAAUGAACUGCCAGACGGUGCUGGUGAAUGGAAGCACCUACGACUUUUGGAGCAACACCUGGCGCUGGAUCAACAACACCCAGAUGUGCUACGCCCUGCAGGCGGUGAAACAGCCACUGAGCGAAUCCAAUUGAAUUCGUAUAUUUUAUUUAACUAGCAACUAGGUCAGUGUGUAACAACUAAGGAGUAAACUAAUCGUCAUCGGAGCGAGGCUUCUUGAA